AUGGCCGACAACGCAAGCCCUCCAAAGCCAGAUGGCUUACCUGAGGGUGCCAAAUAUGAGGCUCCGAAACCUCCCAAACAAAAUCCCGCCCUGCGCAUGAUGGGAAUGCCCAACCUCCGAUUGAGAUUGCCUUCGCGCAAUUGGAUGAUCUUCCUAACUAUCGUUGGAUCCUGGACUGCCGCCGUUGUUUACGACCGGAGGGAAAAGAAGAAAGCUCAAAAGAAAUGGUGCGACUUGGUCGCUCACAUCGCCCAGGAGCCUCUUCCGGCAAACCAGAUGCCGCGGAAGUUGACUGUCUUUUUAUCUGCUCCUCCCGGUGAUGGCAUAAGACCCUCGAGACAGUAUUUCAAAGACUACGUCAAGCCCGUGCUGGUCGCCGCGGCAAUCGACUACGAUGUAAUCGAAGGUCGGAAGGAAGGCGACGUCCGAUAUGGAACUGCAGAACAAAUACGAAGACUACGGCGGAAAAAGGGUGAACAGGAACCCAAUGCAGCAGAGCCAGAAAUGGAUACCGAAGCAGCGAUAGAUAUGAUCCGGGAUAAGAUGCAGAUUGUGCCGGAACCUGGAGUUCGAGGGGAUCUCGUCCUUGGAAGACACACUUGGAAGGAGUACAUACGAGGGCUGCAUGAGGGCUGGCUAGGGCCAGUCAAUGAACCGCCAACGCCAGUUGAACCUGCGUCCAUCUUCGAAGCUGAACCCUUAUCUGCACAUGUUCCCAACGAAGUUCGCACAGAUGAUUCUCCGACGGCCACAGAAAACACUGAAACAUCGAAAUCCGACACCGAAAAGAAGCCAAGUGAGGGAGAAAAGAAAGAGGAGGAAAAGAAAAAGCCAUAUCCACCACCAGCGUACCUCUCCAUCGAUAAAUAUCCGUCCGCUAAUUUGUCGCCUAAUACUCCAAGCAUAUUCGAACCGUCUCAGCCGAUCUAUCAACAACACCUCUUAGGCUUCCUCAAGACACCCCAGCGGAUAUACCACUUUCUCACCCGGCGCUAUCUAGCGGACCAAAUAGGUCGAGAGACAGCAGCCAUUGUGCUUGCCGCAAGCAGACCGUACGAACAAAACAUUUCGUCGAACACAUUCUCCACGGACCAGUCAGAUUUGGACGCAACCCCCGUCGCUACUAAAUCACCUGAAUCCGAUGCAUCUUUCUCUUCGAUAUCACUGCCACCGCAGAACCAGACGAUCUGGGAACAGCAAUCUCUCCUCAUCCAAGAGGAAGCCACGUGGCACAAGUCCGUGCGCAAGCUUCGCAAGGAUGACGAUGAUGCAUCCUACGAGCCCAUCUGGGUCAGCGACAUGGUCAUCGACGAAAGGAUAGGUUCGCGAAUGAGAAAGUUCCAAUUGGAUGCAGAAGAGGAGGCGAGAGCGGAGAGGAUUGGUCGGGGAGAAGAAAAGGCAAGGGUGAAGGAGGUGGUGGAUUUGAGGAACGAGAAAGUCGUUAUCGGCAACUUGGACGAUGACUGA
Molecule: messenger RNA, 1467 nt
Organism: Fonsecaea nubica
Lineage: Eukaryota; Fungi; Ascomycota; Eurotiomycetes; Chaetothyriales; Herpotrichiellaceae
Exons: 2
Coding region: 1-1467 (488 amino acids)
Biological process (GO): sphingosine biosynthetic process
Cellular component (GO): membrane; cytoplasm; intracellular membrane-bounded organelle
Source: RefSeq, a predicted model, not a curated record